Molecule: messenger RNA, 2711 nt
Organism: Cherax quadricarinatus
Lineage: Eukaryota; Metazoa; Arthropoda; Malacostraca; Decapoda; Parastacidae
Biological process (GO): regulation of transcription by RNA polymerase II
Cellular component (GO): nucleus
Molecular function (GO): DNA-binding transcription factor activity, RNA polymerase II-specific; RNA polymerase II transcription regulatory region sequence-specific DNA binding
Source: RefSeq, a predicted model, not a curated record
CGCAGUAUAGCAGGAUAGACCUAUAAUUCCUUCCCCAGGCCCCUCUCACCGCAUAUAUUAUGGCCUAUACUAAUUUAUCUACUCAGGUUAACGAGGGAUGCGCCGCCCGGGUGACAUGUUUGGGCAACUCUUCAACCCCACAAUGGUCUGAUACUCUCAGUGUCUUCGCGCCUACUCCUGCUUUUAGAGGCAUCUCUUCAGCUUCCUCUUCUGCUCCAAACAGGACGUCCUUCACCCACCCCAAUAUUUCAAAUGCAGGCACAUCGAACACCAAGAAUGAAGAGUUACAGGAAUUACAACAAGUGUACCGGGGCUUCUGUCAGCCUCGCCAGGAAUGGCAAGUCUUUCAAGACAUGAAAAAACAAGAGAAAGGAACGGCAUCCACCAAUUCCUCCAGGUUCUCUGAGCUUCUGUUGCAGUCUGAGACCCGCGCUAGAGUGUCAUCGGACAAAAAUCAUCUUACUAAUAUAGCGAGAAAAGAAGCCAAGGACUCAAAUGUUGGUGACAAGAAGUACAACAGUGGAGGAAGGCUUCAAGGUGGUGGAGACGUCCAAAGGGUUUUAAAUUCAUUGCCUCAAAUGGUAACGAGGAGUCAAGCAAGGUUAGGUCUACCGCUGAAUAAUAAACGCUCAGAAAAUCUUCUGAGAUAUAAUGAAGAGAGUCGUAGACAUAAACAAGAAAGAUGGGUCAACAAUGAAGUACAGAAGAACCUUCAGUAUAGUAAAAUAAGGCACGAUGUUAAGAAAGUCAAAGCUUUUGGGUUUAAUAAAAUUAAAUCCACUAACAACACUACACGAAGUGGAAUUGAAUUCGGCUCUGUAUGUAAGACUUGUGGAGCGGUGGCGGUGACUAAAAUUGGAUGGAUGGCCCAUCAGGCUGCUCACAGAAACAAGAGCACAGCUUGCAAGUACUGCUGUUCUGUGUUCCUCAACGCAUACGGCCGCGACCUUCAUCAGGAUCUUCACAAGGAAGGUCACACGAGUGAAGUGGACGAUUACUGUGAAUGCGCUCUCUGUGGUGGUGCCUUCAUCAACAUCAUGUACUUAGAGCUGCACUUGUUAGAUAUGCAUGGAACAGACGCACUUCACAAUUCUCAGUCUUUCGUUCUGGGCUCGGCACCCAACCCACACUUUUCCUUUUUGUGCGAGAUAGAAAGCACCGAACAGUUAUUUCGAUGUGGGGUAUGUUAUGCAAGAUUUACUUACAGCUUUAACCUUGACUGUCAUAUGGCUCUCCAUACGCAAAUGUGUUACGCAUGUGGCCUCUGUGAUUCUGCUUAUUCAUCUUUAAAUUUGCUCGUAAAUCACUGCAACGUUCAUCUGGGAAUUAAUACAGCAGCUGCUCCUUUUAACUGUCCACCGCUUAAAAUUCAGGACCAGAAGAACCGCAGCCCAGAGCCGCCAGUUCUCAUAGAUGUUGACUUGUGGGGAGACCAGUCAGGAGACUUUCACUACGAUGGUGCUACAUCUUUUACAGAUUCAGUCAAUACCCCUGUCUUUACUACCUCUGAGAUAUCCCCGUCAUCUCCAUUUAAAAUCUACAACUCUGAUAUAGCCUCUGGUUGGCCUACAGUAGCUAGCUCUGCUUCAAAGUGUAAUUUUGCCACAGUCUCCAAGACAGCCUCGGAUAUUAGUGAUUCCACAACCUCUCGAUUUAAGAUGACCUCUCGGCCAGAAUCAGCCACUAGUUUCACUAAAAGUGAUAGCUGCCACACAUCCAACUUUGCCCCAGUCAUCGCCGAAGGUCCUCUCGCCUCUCCCUGGGGUCUCGAUGCAAACAAUCUUCAGCGACCUUCUACGGUGAAUUUGUUACACAAAAAUGCCUUUGCUGACUAGUAAAGGCCUAGUGAUUCUCGCGCAUUCCCACUCCUGAAUCAAGAUACUAUCAACACCGCUAUGGACUCAAGUAAAUUACUGUAAUAGGAGUCCUUUGAAUACAAAGUUUAUUGAAACACUGCAAGAAAGAAGCCUCCAAGCAAAUAUUAUAACGUUAUUACAGCAAAACGCAAAGAAGACAACUUAGGCGUUUUGGCACUCAAAACAUAUUGUUAGAAUUAGCUGUUGAGAAUAAAACGUGUAUUCCAAUGAUAGGACGACCACUCAAGUCCACUUCAUUAAGAUGUCUUCGCGGUCCACAACAGAUAAUCAAAAGUUAUGUUAAACUUUCAUUUACUGCCAAUUUCUCUUAAUUUUGGGUACGUGUAAUGUUUGGUUCUGUCAUUAACUAAAAGACAAGAAAAGUGUGUCAAGUCUUCUGUUUUUUUUUUUUUUUUUUUUGCGGUUUGUCCUUGUUAAUCUUCAACAGAUGAUUUUACAACGUUAUUAACGACCAUUAAGGACUUAAUAUGACGUUUCUUUAACAAAGUAUCUGAGUACUAUAUUUUGGCUGCAUACUAUAUCUAGUUAAUAAUCCCGGGGAGAAACUGUGCCUGUUCGACUGUUUAAAAAAAUAUAUACGAGUAUAUUUUGGCAGUAUAUUUUGGUUAUUGUAUGGAAAGACAAGCAGCGUGAACUCUGGGGGAGAACUAAUGGUGAUACCACUGUAUCACAUCAGAGAAAAUCAUGUCGAUUCCCACAGUAUCUUCAUGUUCUUACUCACGAGUGUGAAGCCUCUCUCACUAUAAUUCCCUAUAAUUAUUGAGCAGCAUAAACAUUUGGUAAUUACGAUUUAAGUUAAUAUGAAGAAAAUCGUUUUCCUAUAUGUAAAUAUUA